This is a messenger RNA of Trichomonas vaginalis G3, 641 nucleotides long. RefSeq names its product KilA, N-terminal/APSES-type HTH, DNA-binding family. The transcript has a single exon. The record is from RefSeq and is a predicted model, not a curated record. The annotation marks the transcript as partial. NCBI's taxonomy places the organism in Eukaryota, Parabasalia, Trichomonadida, Trichomonadidae.
AUGUCAACAUCAGAGAACACAACAAUUGCUAUCGUUCAUGAAGCCAUAAAUGAAGAAUACGAGUACAUACAGUAUAACAAACAGUUACGUCUUAUUCGUUCAGUCAAAGAUGACAUGUACCAAAUGCAAAGUAUUUUGAAUGCUCUUCUUUCUACAAAGCAAGCAUAUCAUUGGUUUGAAAACCAACAGGCAAAAGAACUUUUAGAAGAAUUUCCUCAUAUGAUUGCUUCCCUCGGAAAACCGAGGGAAGAGAUUCCGUACGAAAAUCGCAAGAAUUUGGCUCCUGGUUUGAAAGGUUAUUAUGUUCAUAGACUUUUAGUAAAUGCUGUAGCAAUGUGGGCUUCACCUCGUUAUGCUUGUUAUAUUUUCAUGAUGUUAGAUGAACUAUAUAAAGCAGAACGUGGAGAGAUGGAAAAGAAACUUCAAGCAAAAGAUGAAGUCAUUGAAUCCAAAGACAAAAGCAUACAGAAAAGAAUACCACGUUCAGUACCAAAAGGAAAGGAAAAAAGCUAUAAGUAUAUGAUUUACGCUGAAGAGUUGGAGAAAGAAGAAGAUAGAGAUAUGGUUAUGUUGCAUUUAGUGAGAAGAAACAACAAGAGCUUUUAUGACUUAGCUAAGAUAUAUAAAUCUGACAGAAACUG